Messenger RNA from Caenorhabditis remanei, 792 nucleotides. RefSeq lists its product as uncharacterized. The transcript has 7 exons. NCBI's taxonomy places the organism in Eukaryota, Metazoa, Nematoda, Chromadorea, Rhabditida, Rhabditidae. The record is from RefSeq and is a predicted model, not a curated record. Bases 1 to 792 code for a protein of 263 amino acids.
AUGUUGAACAACGAGAAACUUGCAGGAUUAAUAGUUUUCACGUUCGCAUUCAUCGGAGUUGUAGCCAACUGGACAGUUGCUAUCCUUAUCCGAAAACUUCCAUCUCUCAAAAAUUCUUUUGGAAGACUAACCGCCUCCCAAUCAAUUGGCGAUGCUAUCCACUGCACAGUUUUUGCAUUCUUGUUUGCUCCGAUGUGUUUUUUUAUCACCAACACAAAAAUCCUUGUUUUCCUAUCUUGGACAUGUGCAGUUCUUCCAUCAUUUUAUCUUUACAUCUACAAUGACUGCAGUCUAUUCUACAUCGAUGACUUCUGGAUGUUCACAUUUGCCACCACUCCAAUUUGUGUGAAAAUUGUGUGGUAUGCGGACUUCUUGAAAUACAACUCGAUCGUGGUGUUUAUUGUUAUCAUCGAUGUGAUCACUGUCUCCAAAGUCAGAAGCUACAAAGCGCAUCUCGCCAAAACCUCAUCCAAAGCUCAAUUCUCCCGUCGACAAAGCGCUGAGAUGAAUUUUCUCAGACAGGCCUGCCUACAAGCCGUCGUAUUCGUCUGUGAGCUCAUCACCUAUUUCAUAAUUUCCCCAAAAGUCGACCCAAGCCAGAGAUGGCUCAUUUUCUCGUUGACCACUUUUGCAUGGGUCUGCGUGCACAUGUUGGAUGGAAUUAUCACACUGACAUUCAAUAAGGAGUUCACUCAAAUCAUAUUCAGGGGAAGAAAUACUGUAACGGAUUACGGUGUGAGUCGUUCUAAUCUGGAAGCUACGUCGAAUGCAGCAAGUGCAACUAAAUACUAA